AAGCAGCACAGGAGGAUUACACGGGACGUUAGUCGGUUUCCGCAGUCUGUGGGAUUUAUUGUGCCUCUGUGUCGUUUUUUAAUGAAAACAGCAAUGAGAAGGGAGCUAUGCGCUUACUUUCCUUGGCUACUGAGACUGAGUCUUUUAAUAGAUGUGAGAUCUACAAAUACCUAUGAGGCAAAUGCUUAUCUGAACCUAUCCUAUUUCAGUAUACAGCUGAACAGCACAAUAUCCAAGUACUGUGAGUGUGGCCUGUAUGGACUCAACUCGCCCCUGAAGAGUGCCGAGGGGGCGGUGGGAAUUCCGCUUUCUCCAAAUCUCCAAGCCUGUGACUUAAAUACCCAGUUUGCUGUCACUUCUACUCCUUGGAUUGCACUAAUAGAGAGAGGAAACUGUACUUUUUCAGACAAAAUCAUUCAGGCUGCCAGACAUGGUGCAAGUGCUGUGGUGAUAUACAACGCUCCUUCCAUCUAUGGAAAUCAGACCAUUCCCAUGGUGCAUUAUGGCACAAAGGACACCGUUGCCAUCAUGAUUGGAAACCUGAAAGGGAAUGAGAUUGUAGACCUGAUUAAAGGUGGCAUGCAGGUCACAAUGGUGAUAGAAGUUGGGAGGAAACAUGGAUCAUGGAUAAACCAUUAUUCUAUCUUCUUUGUCUCCGUGUCUUUCUUCAUCGUCACUGCAGCUACUGUGGGUUACUUCAUCUUCUACUCAGCGCGCAGGUGGAGGCUCACACGGGCUCAGAACAAAAAACAAAAAAGGUUAAAAGCAGAAGCAAAGAAGGCUAUCGGUAAGCUCCAGCUUCGAACCAUCAAGCAAGGAGAUAAGGUACUUGGUCCUGAUGGAGAUAGCUGCGCUGUGUGUAUUGAGCCCUACAAGCCAAGUGAUGUUGUGCGCAUUUUAACCUGCAACCAUUUCUUCCAUAAGAAUUGCAUUGAUCCCUGGCUGCUUGAACACCGAACAUGUCCAAUGUGCAAGUGCGACAUUCUAAAAUCACUUGGAAUUGCAGAAGAUGAAGAGGAAGGCACAAGUGUAGCAAUACCUUCUGUUUCUAGUGAAUUGCAGAGGAGCACAGUGCAAAUAACAGAAGAGGAGAAUCACAGUGAGACGGCUUCUUCUGGCUAUGCAUCUGUUCGAGGUGGAGAUGAACAAGUGGAUGAAGGACAGCACAUUUAUGAGAACACAGAGCUUGUACACGAGGCCUCAGCUACAUCUAUUGAAGUCCUUCCGCACAUGGACAACCCUGGUUUCGAAAGUGAGGAUGUCCACGUUCAUGAGAUGAAAUCCUGAGUUCCCCAGGGAACGCUGUCCUGUUUCAGCUGGGACAGUCGCACAUUUUAACCAGACCUCUUUUUUUUUUUUUUUCUUGUAAAAGCUACUGACUAGCAAUAAUUCCAUGCCUUGUUAGUGAAAAGAAAAGGGAACCCUGAAAUUUGAUAGGAAGAAAGGGAAAAAUCUGUUUAACAAAUAACUGCAUUAGAUGUGCCGAAAUCUUUUUUGCAUGCGGCUUCUAAUUUUAAUGCACACUUUAUUCUUAUGAAGAUUCUACAAAUUGUAUUUUUUAUUGUAUCAGAGCAAAAUCAUUUCUAGUUUUAUAUUAUAAUGCAUACACAUAGAAUAUCUUUUUUUUUUUCUUUCUAGAUACCUCAUGAAAUAAAUGAUCUGAUAUGUACUAUAUAUUAAUAUUCUUAUAGGGAUGUUAAGUGGUUCCAUAAUUCUUGUUCUGUUUUAUAAAGAAUAUUAAUGUUCAGAAAUCUUGGUAGGGCCAAGCCUUUUGCAUGCUUAUUUUACUGUUGUUAUGUAAAAGGGCUUUAAACUAAAAGGGAUUUGAGUGAAAUGUCAGCUAAUACAGCAAUAACGUACAUAUCCAGAUGGUCUAUAAGUUAUAAUUAUUCUUUAUCCAGCAAUAUUUUGUCCCCUGGUGCAAGCAGGAUGACAGACAAGUGAGCUCAGUGUGUUUUUAAAAGCAUGCUAUAUUAACGGUUGUCACGGUUUAUCCUUUGUGUUGUUUUACCUUGUGCCUUUAUCUAACCUAUUUUCCAGUUCUACUUGCUAAUUUUUUUGUCUCUCAUAUCUGCUGCUACUAUCUCUUGCCUUGGGUCUUUCUCUUGCACUGUAGGAAAUGUGUUUUAGCACUGAACUCCUAAGUAAGGGUAAUUUGUCACCAGAGAAAAAAAAUGCAUGAAUGUGGACGACAAAUCUCCAAAAAAAUGUUCCUCCGCCAGUAAUAAUUGAAAUUGCCGGUAAAACCUACAUGCCACUUCGUUCUAUCCGAAGUUGCCCCCCUAGGAAACAUCGGGGCAACACAUAGGUUUUACCACUGGCGAUUUCAAUUAUUGCCUGUGGAGAAGCAUUUUCUGGAGAUUUUCGCCCGCAGUCAUGCAUUUUAUAAAGGGUGACAAACUUCCCAGAAUGCAGAUCACUAAAACAAUAAGUGAGGGGAAGCAACUUUCUCAUGAUAGGUGGCCUUAAAGUUGAUGACAGGUUUAUCCCAUUUAACAGCUUCCUAAAAACAAUAGCUGCGAGGGAAAGGCUUUCCUGCUCAUGCAUUUGUUUAAA
This is a messenger RNA of Xenopus laevis (African clawed frog), 2556 nucleotides long. It is a transcript of the gene rnf128.L, whose product is annotated as ring finger protein 128 L homeolog. The coding region runs from base 82 to 1287 and encodes 401 amino acids. Gene Ontology annotation, cellular component: perinuclear region of cytoplasm; membrane; endomembrane system. Gene Ontology annotation, biological process: protein ubiquitination. Lineage: Eukaryota; Metazoa; Chordata; Amphibia; Anura; Pipidae. The transcript is spliced from 7 exons. The record is from RefSeq and is a predicted model, not a curated record. Gene Ontology annotation, molecular function: ubiquitin protein ligase activity.